This is a messenger RNA of Pipistrellus nathusii (Nathusius's pipistrelle), 1782 nucleotides long. The record is from the annotation of a GenBank genome assembly. Lineage: Eukaryota; Metazoa; Chordata; Mammalia; Chiroptera; Vespertilionidae.
AUGGAGCCCGCGACCGCGCCCCAGGCCGACAUGGCGCCGGAGCUGACCCCGGAGGAGGAGCAGGCCACCAAGCAGUUUCUUGAAGAGAUUAACAAGUGGACAGUUCAGUACAACGUUUCUCCUCUCUCUUGGAAUGUGGCUGUGAAGUUCCUCAUGGCUCGGAAGUUCGAUGUGCUCCGCGCCACAGAGUUGUUCCACUCCUAUAGGGAAACAAGAAGGAAGGAAGGCAUUGUGAAUCUGAAACCUCAUGAAGAACCUCUCCGUUCUGAGAUUCUUAGUGGAAAAUUCACCAUCUUAGAUGUUCGGGACCCAACAGGAGCCUCCAUUGCCCUCUUCACUGCCAGAUUGCAUCAUCCCCACAAAUCAGUGCAACAUGUGGUACUUCAGGCUCUGUUUUACUUGUUAGACAGAGCUGUAGAUAGCUUUGAAACACAGAGAAAUGGACUGGUAUUUAUCUAUGACAUGUGUGGUUCUAAUUAUACCAACUUUGAGCUGGAUCUUGGCAAGAAAGUCCUAAACCUGCUGAAGGGGGCAUUUCCAGCUCGUUUGAAGAAAGUGCUGAUUGUGGGAGCACCCAUAUGGUUCCGAGUGCCCUAUUCCAUCAUCAGCCUCCUCCUGAAGGACAAAGUCCGGGAGAGGAUUCAGAUAUUAAAGACAUCCGAGGUCACCCAGCACCUGCCCAGAGAGUGCCUUCCAGAAAACCUGGGUGGGUACGUCAAAAUGGACCUCGCCACUUGGAAUUUCCAAUUCCUACCCCAGAUGAAUGGCCACCCGGACCCCUUCGAUGAGAUCAUCUUGUUCUCCCUCCCUCCUGCUUUAGACUGGGACUCAGUGCAUGUUCCAGGUCCUCAUGCCAUGACCAUCCAAGAGCUGAUGAAUUAUGUUAGCACCAGGCAAAAGCGAGGAAUAUAUGAGGAGUAUGAAGACAUUCGUCGUGAGAACCCUGUUGGCACUUUCCACUGUUCCAUGUCUCCAGGAAACCUAGAGAAGAACCGCUAUGGGGAUGUACCCUGCCUGGACCAAACAAGAGUAAAACUGAUAAAACGAAGUGGCCAUACUCAGACAGAUUACAUCAAUGCCAGUUUCAUGGAUGGCUAUAAGCAGAAGAAUGCUUACAUUGGUACACAAGGCCCUUUAGAGAAUACUUACCGUGAUUUUUGGCUCAUGGUAUGGGAGCAAAAAGUCUUGGUGAUUGUCAUGACCACUCGCUUUGAGGAGGGCGGCAGGAGGAAGUGUGGUCAGUACUGGCCUUUAGAAAAAGACUCUCGGAUCCGAUUUGGCUUCCUCACAGUGACCAAUCUAGGCGUGGAGAACAUGAACCAUUAUAAGAAAACAACGCUAGAAAUUCAUAACACAGAGGAGCGGCAGAAACGCCAGGUGACUCACUUUCAAUUCCUGAGCUGGCCAGAUUAUGGUGUACCCUCCUCAGCAGCUUCCCUCAUUGACUUCUUGAGAGCAGUCAGGAGGCAGCAGAGGUUGGCCGUCAGCAGCAUGGGUGCACACGCCAAAGGGCAGUGCCCUGAACCACCCAUUGUGGUCCAUUGCAGUGCAGGCAUUGGCAGGACAGGUACCUUCUGCUCACUGGACAUCUGCCUGGCACAGUUGGAGGAGCUCGGUACCCUUAAUGUGUUCCAGACGGUGUCCCGCAUGAGGACCCAGAGGGCCUUCAGCAUUCAGACCCCUGAGCAGUACUAUUUUUGCUACAAGGCAAUCCUGGAGUUUGCAGAAAGGGAGGGCAUGGUGCCAUCCAGCCACAACAUCCUGGCUAUGGAGAGUCAGUAA